Messenger RNA from Bactrocera neohumeralis, 3813 nucleotides. RefSeq names its product protein rogdi-like. Gene Ontology annotation, cellular component: RAVE complex. The transcript is spliced from 6 exons. The record is from RefSeq and is a predicted model, not a curated record. The coding region runs from base 410 to 1117 and encodes 235 amino acids. NCBI's taxonomy places the organism in Eukaryota, Metazoa, Arthropoda, Insecta, Diptera, Tephritidae.
UUAAAAAAAUGAAUAAAACUAAAGUUUUUUAAUGAUUGUGUAAACGAAUUGCAAUUGCAAGGACAAGAUGAAAGGCCAACAUGUCGGCUCAUAAUGAGUUACGGUCAAUAGAGUCGAAUACAAGCAGCUGAAUAUAUAGAUUAUUUUCGCAUCGUAAAUCAUGAAUAAAAUAAUCAAUAUAAUUGAAAAGGAAAAAACAAUACUAAAAAACCAAAACGAAUAAAACUACUACAAAAGAAUCUGUGUUAAUUUUCUGAAAUAAAUACAUACAUAUAUCUUUUUAUAUAUAAGUUAUUCACACUGAUUUAACCAUUGCACUCAAGAUGUGAUAUAAAUUUACUUCUUUUCACCAGCGGUAAUCAGUAUAUGCAGUGGCAAAAAUCAAUAACAAACCGAAUUUGAGUGGGUUAUGCGUGAUGAGGUUCACGCCAUACUUAAGAAACUACGAGAGAUUCUAGUGGAGUGCGCAAGACGAUUUCCGGUACCAUGUUUUCCAGACAACGAGGGUAAACGUACUGAAAAGUUUGUGUUAAUGGCUGCACAGGAUCAGUUAAAGUGUUCCGUCACGCUCACUGGCGACAGCAUAACUCAAGCUGAUAUUAGUUACAAAUUGAAACGUGCAUCCAGCCAAGUGCAACGUACGUCCAUAACACCCGAUGCCCCAUGGAAACUUCAACAGGUGCAAGAUGCUGCAAAUCAUCUACAACAAGCUAUCAAUCAUAUUGAUAAUGUUGACGGCAAUUAUGCAUUCAAAUCUCGUGAGGAAGUGCUUCAAAUAAUUGGCGAAUUGAUAGGAGCUCUGCAGCGUGGUCGAACUAGUCUAAUAAUACCAAAGAAAAAGGCAAUAGAUGAACUUAUGAAGGGGCGAAAUAUGAAAUCGCUAACACCUAACCUACCAGAAGAUCAAGCAAUAUCUUUCUUUUUACAAUGCCACAAACUCAUUGUAGCUGUUUAUCAAUUGUUAAACGUUCAGGGAACUAUGAAAAUGGAGGCCACUCAGGCUGAAUGCUCAGUCGGUUGGCUUAACGAGGUGCUUGUGUUGUUCACUGUUGGCCUAACACUAUGCCAACAGCUCAAGGAUAAAAUUAAUGCAUUUAAAAUGGACGUAUCAAGUUAGUAAAUUACAUGCCAUCUUCAAUAUAUUUUGUUGAAAGUAAGUUAAUAUUCAUAUAUAUAUAUAUAUAUAUAUAUAUAUAUGUAUAUAUAUAUAUAUAUAUAUAUAUAUAUGUAUAUAUAUAUAUAUAUAUGUAUAUAUAUAUAUAUAUAUAUACAUAUAUAUAUUAUGCCAAAGCCAACAUAUACAGUGUGCGGGUUCAAACCUUUCUAGUACUAUAAAAAAAAAACUAAGUACACCUACUAUAUUUAUAAUACCGCACAUGCAAGUAAUAUAUCAAUGGUUAGUUAUAAAUACGUACAUACAUAUCGGCAAUAGAAAAAAGGCAUGCUACAAAUAUAUAACUUCCAUUAGUUGUGGCGAUAAACCUAUACACUGUCACAGUCACAGUUACUAUGAUGAAGAAGGUGUUACAAAAGCGGGUGGUAACCAAACAAAUUUAUUGAUCUCAACCAGUUAAACAUAACUUGAGCCUUAUGUUAUUAUUUUUCGAAUUUCAACAUUCGGUUUUAGUAUUUUCAUUUUGAUUUAAAUAUGUUUUAAGAAAUAAAUAUUUUUUUUUUUGGCUUUUGCUCACCACCCUGAAAGUUUAAUAAAAAUCAGAACUUAGCAAAUCUUUGGCAGUAAGUAUAUUUUGGGGCUUAGUUCGGCGUGUGUAGACAAGUAUGUAUAUUGCAAUCAGUUGAGGUUGUAAAAGUUUUUCACCUUUAUGACACUUAGAUUACAAUUAUCUUUACGUACUAGGCAUCGGUAAUAGUAAAGGGUAUAAACUUUCAUUAUGCAUUUUCUGUAUUUAUUUAUAUAAAUAAAUUUGCUGCUGUUUUUAUUCUCAUUUCUGCCUACAUUCUAUCUUUAAGUACAUUCUCUGAUGAAUUUUAAUAGUUUAGGAUUUGUUAAAAAAAAAUUAUAAAAUAAAUUUUUUUGAGGAAUAAUGUAAAUUUGUCCAUUCAUGAGAUUAUUAUAAAUUCCAGUUGGUCGCCUAAUAAUUUUUAUUAUAUAAAAUUUUAUAUUCCUAUGCAAUAGCAUUUUAUUUGAUCAAUAUGCUAUUUUUUUAACAUGCUAUCCGCAAAAGAAAUGCAUAUUUGCAGACAAAAAAAUUCCCCAUAUAAUUUGUGGCAAUGUUGCCUAGUUCAGAAUUGAACAUAAUUCCGUUUAGUGUUUUCUCCUUCAAGGAAACGGAUUGAUAAAGCUUAUGCCUAGGUUUUCUUACGUGCGCUUUGGUUCCUUAUUAGCAAUAUAGCAAUAUACAUUUCUUCUUCCACACAGUCAAGCUGCUCCACAUCAUUUUAUUUUAGUUUUUUUAUGUGCGAAGCAUUUUUGGGCAAAAAGAAUUUAUAAUACAUACAAAAACUGAAUAUGUAUGGAUGUGUGUUUCACAAACUUAAUGCCACCUUCGAAAAUACUGCAAAAUUUUUUUAAAAAACUGUAACAAUAGUUGUGUGCACGUGGAUGUAUGUAUGAACACUUCUAGGGUGCUGCCGUUAGUAAUAUUAAGCUGCAAGAAGCAACAUAGUAUUUAUAAAAAUAUAUACGUAUGCAUGUCAGCAACAGCAAUAUGUAGUAGCAACGACAAAAGCAAAUGCAGUUAUCCAACUGAAAUUUAUUGGUUCAACAAAAAUUAAUAAUAAUAAUUAAACAAAAAAUUGACAAUAACUUCUAUUCUGCAACUUGCAAAGUUAAACCGUUAAAUAUACAAUGGCAUAGUAAUAUAAACGGGAUACUUUGCUCGUACUAAAUGUGCUAUAUUGAAAUAUAAAUAUUAUCAAAGUUCUAUUCAUAAUUACAUUUAAAAAUGUUGACUACAAUCGUUAUAAAAAAAGCGAAAUGGCGCCUAUUUCUCCAACUGGCCAUUUAGCGAAUUUAUUGCCUUUCAGUGAUUGUAUCAUGAAAAAUGUCGAACAAUUUAAUAUUAUGUAUAUUAUUCAUGUCUGCUAACAGUAUUUUGAAUUUUUACAAGUACUUACUACAUAACCUAAUUAGGUGUGCGAGUUAACGAGAGCUAACUAACCUUACUUUAAUCAGCAAUGAAAAGUACGUGUGUUUCACGAUUUUUUUUUCGAAUUUCAAAAUGUAGUUCUAAGAUAAAAUGAAAGCCCAAACAGAAAUUUGGAAUCAAUUAUUCUUGAUUGCCUUGGAUUAAUUAGAUUAUUGAUGAAGCAAAAUUAAUUAUCUUUGCGUGUUUAUAAGAAAUUGGAAAAAUAUCCUUUAUCUCGCUAUUUACUUAAUAUAUAUGUAAGGCGCUUUAAAUCUCGAAAGAAACCGAUUAACUACCUACUCAACUAAAUACCUGUAUACUUAAAUUUACUUAAGCGUAUUUAUUUACAACCAUAUGUGUUUUAAAGUAAAAUAGUAAAAAAAAGAAAUUACGUUCAUUCGCUAGCAUUUAAGUAUUUAUUUACAUGCAACAUAAGUAAAUGAUUUAUGUAUGUCUCAUUAAGAGCGUGGAGCAUAGUAUAUCCCUUAAGAAGCUCCCAUUUUAAGAAUAAUAAAUGUUUAAAAAAAGCUCAUGAUAUACAACAAAUACCAUACAUACAAACAUGAUAAGUGAAUAGCGUUUUUUGUAAGCUACAAUAUUAGAUUUAUAUAAACAUAUGUACGUAUGUAUUACAAUUGAAUUUAAAAAAAAAAAGUUGUUAAAUGAGUUUAUAAUUCAAAUAAAUGUAAUCAACGUUACUAAAACAACGUAUAAAUUCAACAGA